CGUCAUAAGUAUGAAAUCCAUUGCAUCAUGGCCAAGGACUGUGUAUAAAUUAUCCCCAGACAAGAUGCAUCAUGUCCUUCAACCUCCAAACGCAACAUGCAAGCCGCCGCCAACAUAGCACAGUCGCAACUGGGGAAGUUGCCUACUGCCGUUCAGCCGGAAUAUAAACAUCGUGAAGAUGGCUCAACUAUGAAAGCCCUCGCGUGGUUCGGCGCGACAGAUGUUCGAGUUAUCGAUGCACCUAUCCCCGACAUCACAGAACCGGACGACGUGAUCGUGAAAGUAACUGGCACAACUAUAUGCGGAUCAGAUUUACAUCUGUACCAUGGGGAGAUCCUGACCCUUCGAAAGGGCGAUAUUUUGGGCCACGAGUUUAUGGGAGUUGUCGAUCGUAUUGGACCGAAUGUCAAAAACCUCGCCAUAGGUCAACGCGUUGUUGCCUCCUUCCAAAUUGCAUGUGGAAAGUGUCGAUAUUGCAAAGAGGGACUCUCUUCCUUUUGUGAUAACACCAAUAAUUCAACUUUGCAGAAUUAUAUGUAUGGAACACGCGACGCUGGCUUCUUUGGAUACUCCCAUUUCACCGGCGGUUUCCCUGGUGGCCAAGCAGAAUACGUCCGGGUUCCAUUAGGCGAAGUUAACCUUCUUCCUGUUCCAAAUGAAGUCUCGGACGAAGAGGCCCUGUAUCUCUCUGACGUUCUCCCGACAAGUUACCAUUGCGUCGUAGACACAGGCGUGCAGGAAGGUGACACUGUCGGAAUAUGGGGUCUUGGUCCCAUCGGACAAUGCUGCGCUCGCUGGGCAAAAUUAAAAGGCGCAUCUCGCAUCAUUGCCAUAGAUCAAGUCCCAGAACGUCUGGAGCGUGCCAGGGAACAGGGUUGCGAAGUGAUCGAUUUUAGCAAGGUCAAGGACGUUAGUCAGAAGAUCCAUGGAAUGGUCCCCGGAGGACUCGACGUCGCGCUUGACUGUGGUACAUUCCACGAGCCGAAGACCUGGCUUCAUAAAGGGAUGAAGAUGCUCAUGCUUGAGACUGAUGUUCCCGAAACCGCGAACGAGAUGAUCGCGUCAGUGAGGAAGAUGGGUCGAUGCGGUCUUAUUGCUGCAUAUUCUGGUUUUACCAACGGCUUCAACAUCGGUGCGCUCAUGGAGAAAGGGGUGAGAUUUAUCGGCAACGGUCAAGCGCCAGUCCACAAGUACUGGAGAGAAAUUCUGCAUGACUACAUUAUGACGGGCAAGUUUGACCCCAAAUUCAUGAUUUCUCAUCGCGUACCAUUGGAAGACAUGUCAAAGCUCUACGCUGCUUUUGACAAGCGUGUAGGAGGUGUUGAGAAAGUGUUUGUGGAAACUCAGUUCUCCUCGCCGCCUUCCGAUGGAACUCCGAAGCUUACUCGAGUCGAUGAAUGGGCGCAUUGAGGCAGGCAUUGCAUGUUGGAUCCAUUUCUAUUAAUACGUCUGAUAUUGUUCAGAUCAUGUCUUUAUUGUGUAAUGUAUUGAACUCGUAGUAUUUGAUCGAUUGAUCAAGGAAAAAAAGGUCACGCAAGGUUUUUGCAGGUGAUAUGUAGCUACAUAGUCUAAGGAGGUUGUUGUGAUCAUUCAUGAAAAAAUGUACGAUGCAGCAUUGGUGCAGCCAUUCAAAUGCAAAUGUUCAUGUUCGUGCGGUUGCCUACGUUUCCACAUGUGUAUGACAGGUUGCAUGUUUCUGCCUUUCGGCUUUGUCAUGCAUUUUCCGGCAUCCCGCUGAUUCCUUCAUCCAGUACCCCGCACCCGUAUUACGCCCGCCCCCUGGUGUGCGAACCAAUGGGUGCGUGAAUACGGGCGCGGGACGCUGGCAUCAAACUACGCGGAGGACAUGGAAAGGAUGCCAUGCAAGCGAAGGGUCAG
Molecule: messenger RNA, 1878 nt
Organism: Suillus clintonianus
Lineage: Eukaryota; Fungi; Basidiomycota; Agaricomycetes; Boletales; Suillaceae
Product: chaperonin 10-like protein
Exons: 7
Coding region: 97-1410 (437 amino acids)
Molecular function (GO): oxidoreductase activity; zinc ion binding
Source: RefSeq, a predicted model, not a curated record